UUGGUUCACAUGGAACGGCACCCCAGACCUCGGCAUGCAUUUGGGUUCGGUGAGGCAGCGUCUAAGGAGAGGCGUAGGCACCUGGCGGGUUGAGUGGGGAUACAGGCUGAGGAGAGGCGAGGAGGACCAAGGGAGCGAGGCCGCCGCGGAGGUGUACACUAGUCUACACAUCAUAUGCUGCGAAAGCAUCUCUGACAGGCGAAUUCAGCGGGAGCCUCGUUAGCGAGAGCAUGCAAGGGAUUUCCCUGUGCCAUACGGGUUGGGGGAAAUUGACUGUCUGGUUUGUUCCAUUUGAAAUGGGGCAUGCAGGUGUCAUUUGGGGCGUGAUCGUGAGCCCCCACCCACAUAUAUUUUGUGUGGGUGACUGUAACCCCGGUGUGGUGGUGAUGACACCCCGGCCUUUGUGUUCGGGGUACAAGGAAGGGUCCAUGCCGUUUCACUUUAUUUGAAAGAGGAUUUUUUAUGCUUAUGUUGGUAUAUGCUGAUAGGGCAAUCGCGUUCCGAGCGGAAGUGGUUGGCCUCGCCUUUACCGAACGUGUCACCAGUGUCGCCGGACUGGUUUCUGGGUGGGGCUGUUCUCCGUAUAUUUCUGUUCCUGUUGUUAAGUGUUAAGACGUAUUUGUGACCAUUAAGUGCAUGCAGUAUUCCCAUGAACGUUUUCGCGUGUAGACUACCCUUUCCGGUGUGUGGUUGGCCUU
This is a messenger RNA of Ectocarpus sp. CCAP 1310/34, 698 nucleotides long. NCBI's taxonomy places the organism in Eukaryota, Phaeophyceae, Ectocarpales, Ectocarpaceae. The record is from the annotation of a GenBank genome assembly.